CACUGGUCGCACAGCUGACUUUUUGUUUAUCUUGAUUUUGGAAGAGAUUUGAUUUGCAGUCUAUCUUGCCGCUAAUCCGGAAUAUUGCUGUUUCCGGCCGGAGUUGAGACCACCUGACCGCCAAAGAUGACGUCGCACUUCAGCAGUGUGCUGCGCCAGGCCUUCAAAACCUUCGACCGGGCGAAUCACGCCAGCUUCAAUGCCAAUUUGCAGCACCUGCGCCAGCUGACGGAUGAGCUGACCUACCGGGACCUGCAUCUGCGGGAGGAGCUGUUCCGGAACGUGGCCGGCCACCGGGCGCCCUGCAGCUACAUGCACAUCUUCGAGGACGACCGCUUCUCCAUGAGCCUGUUCAUUGUGCGCGGAGCGAAUGCCAUUCCGCUGCACGACCACCCCAUGAUGUUUGGCCUGUUGCGCUGCAUCUGGGGACAAUUGCGGGUGGACAGCUAUUCGCAGCAGCUUGGUCCCGAUGACGCGCUGACCUACGACCCCGAUCCCUCGGUGGUGAAGGUGAAGGCCGAGGAGCCCUGCCUGGUUUCGCCCGACAGCCCGUGCGCCACGCUGACGCCGCGCAAGAGGAACUACCAUCAGAUUGCCCAAACCGGACAUGGUGUGGCCGCCUUUUUCGACAUACUCAGUCCGCCGUACGAUGCGGACAUGCCCACAUAUGGACCGCGGCAGUGCCGCUUCUACGGCGCCAAGGCGGACGGCAACCAGGUGCUGCUGCAGUGCAUCCCCUCGCCGGACACCUACUACUGCGAUGUGGUGGACACGCCCGAUGCCGUGGUGCAGGCCGCCUUCCAGUGCGCCGACGAGGCGUAUGCCGAAAAUGCCAGCGGGACGCAGUGAAUCGCUGUCGCUGUCCCCCUUUCCUGCAGCUAAACACCCUCCUAUAUUUAUUCGCCCACCAUCACUCCUCGUUGGCUGCCCAGUGUAUCAGCCAAGUAUCUUCUGUGUUAUUUAAAUAAAAUUGCCUCUUUUUUUGUA
Molecule: messenger RNA, 987 nt
Organism: Drosophila elegans
Lineage: Eukaryota; Metazoa; Arthropoda; Insecta; Diptera; Drosophilidae
Product: 2-aminoethanethiol dioxygenase
Exons: 1
Coding region: 127-849 (240 amino acids)
Cellular component (GO): mitochondrion
Molecular function (GO): oxidoreductase activity, acting on single donors with incorporation of molecular oxygen, incorporation of two atoms of oxygen
Source: RefSeq, a predicted model, not a curated record